Tetrahymena thermophila SB210 is the source of this 2706-nucleotide messenger RNA. Its product is annotated as family 31 glycoside hydrolase. The transcript has 6 exons. Gene Ontology annotation, molecular function: hydrolase activity, hydrolyzing O-glycosyl compounds; carbohydrate binding. The record is from RefSeq and is a predicted model, not a curated record. Gene Ontology annotation, biological process: carbohydrate metabolic process. NCBI's taxonomy places the organism in Eukaryota, Ciliophora, Oligohymenophorea, Hymenostomatida, Tetrahymenidae.
AUGAUAAAUAAAUCAGCAACAAUAAUUGCUCUCACUGCUAUCCUUAUUGUGAGCUCAUUUUUUGGAAUCACAAAACUUCAAAAUUCAAUAAAUAAUACUAAUAACAAUGAUCCAAUAGAUGAGUUUACUUAGAAUGCUGGGUACUAUCAACUAGAUUUCAUUGAAUCGUAGUUAUCUGAUGGUAGUUUUAGUGCUAUUUUGAAAUGGAUCCCUUCUCCUAAUGAGAUUGAAUUAAAAACAUCUCCAGUUAUUAGAGACUUAAGAGCAACUUUCCAAGUUGAUGCUAAUGAUGAAUGUGAGUUCAAAAUAACUGAUCUUAACAAUUCCAGAUUCCAUCUUCCUGAGAACGAACCAUAUCCUUAUACCAAAUAAAGAUACAGCAAAAAACAAAAAGAAUUUAAUUUGUUUGAGACAGAAAUCAGCUAAGUUGGAUAGAAAUUCUAUUUUGAAUUAAGAAGAAAGAGCACCCAAGAAGUUAUCUUCUCAACUAAAGACUAUCCUAUCUACUUUACUGAUAAGUAUAUUGAAGUUUCUACUUAAAUGAAAGACUCGAUGAUAUUCGGCUUAGGAGAUAGAAGAACAGAUUUCCUUCUUAAAUCAGGCAAAUACUCUUUAUGGGCUAGAGAUGCAGCUGAUGUUGAUAACGGAACCCCCGGAAAAGAAAUAUAUGGAUUUCAUCCUAUGUAUCUCAGAAGAGAUAUUAUAAACAAUUAAUUUUAAGUGACUCUUUUCAGAAACUAUUAUGGAAUGCAAGUUGAUUAUGAGCAGAAUUCACAUUUAACUUACAAAGUUAUUGGAGGAAAUAUUGAUUUUAAGUUUUUCAUAGGUGACUCUAAUCCAGAAACUUCAAUUAAGCUCUAUCACAAUUAUGCUAACGGGUGGAUAUUGCAUCCUUUCUGGUCUUCAGGUUUCCACUAGUGCAGAUGGGGUUAUCAAAACUCUGAUAUGCUCAUGGAUGUUUGGGAUAACUUUAAUAAGUAUGGAAUUCCUUUUGACUCUCUUUGGACUGAUAUUGAUUACAUGUACUAAUAUUAAGACUUCACAAUUGACUUUGAAAGAUUCAACAUUACUCAAAUGCAGCAAAUCUACAAUUUAUCUGACAGCAGAGGUGUACACUGGAGUAGUAUAAUUGAUGUAGGAAUCUCUUUAGACAGCUACGCUGCUCAAAAAGGACUAGAUAUGAACGUGUUCAUUAAGAGUGCUAAAACAAACGAUACUUUGGUUGGUAAAGUUUGGCCAGGUGAAACUUAUUUCCCUGAUUUUAACCAUCCAAAUUCAACAGAAUUUUGGUAUGAGGGUUUGAAAAAUGUCUCCAGCUUCGGAAUCAUCUAAGAUGGUAUUUGGAUCGAUAUGAAUGAAUAUUCUAAUUUUGUUAAUGGAGAGAUUGUUCCAGAUUAAAAUAAAAAAACAAAACCAUUUUUAACUUCUGAUUUGUCUUCUUCUUUGCCUUUCAAUCCUUUAGGUGAUUAAGAAAUUGAGUACCACACUCUCUCUUUAGAUGCUUAUCAUUAUAGUGGAUAGGAUGGUAUUUUGUAUAACUCAACUAACGGCUACAUUCCAACUUAAUACGAUUUGCAUAAUCUUGAUGGAUUUGGUGAAGGUAUAGCUACCUAUAAAGCAGCUUAAAAACUAGGCAAAAAACUUACCUUUAUUCUUUCUAGAUCUACUACUGUUGGUAGUGGAAAAUAUGUCUAGCAUUGGAAUGGUGAUGGAUUUUCAACAUGGGAGUAUAUGAAAUUAAGUAUCCCUUCUAUUAUGAAUUUUAACAUGUACGGCAUUCCUUUUAAUGGAGAUGAUAUUUGUGGAUUGAUGUUCAAUGCUACAGCUUAAAUAUGUGCUAGAUGGUAAUAAUUGGGCUCUUUGUAUCCUUUUGCAAGAAAUCACAAUAAUGCUGAUGCUUCUUCCUAAGAGCCUUAUGUGUUUGUAGACCAUCCCUAUGUACUUUCUUCUACCAUAAAAACUCUUAAUGUUAGGUAUUAACUUUUGAAAUUCUAUUAUCAUUUGUUUGUUAAGGCUAAUGGAGUUGGAACUAUAUUUAGGCCUUUAUUCUGGUCAUAUCCUAGCGAUGAUAAUGCAUACUAAUAUGAAACUUAGUUUAUGAUCGGAGAUUAUCUUAUGGCUGCUCCAGUAGUAGAGGGUGGUGAUGAAAUUAAGGAAACUACACAUUCUUGUGUCUAUAUCCCAAAGUAGGCUGUCUUUUAUAGUUUUUAUGAUUACACUGAAUACUAGGAAGGUGAGCACUGUUAUGAAGUUCCUUUUGACUCAGUUUUACCCCUUUACAUAAAAUCUGGUAAAAUCUUGCACAUAUAAGAUAAAAAUAAAGUUUUAAGAAGCAGAUUCCUUGAUAAUAGAUUUAGUCUACUGAUUGCUUUAGAUUAAAAUAAUUAUGCAGAGGGUUCUAUGCUUACAAUUGACGACUAUAACAACGACGAAAAUAUCAUUUCUAACUGCGUUGAGCAACAAAAUUGUAUUGUAGACAUUAAGGCUUAAGGCAAUAUGGGUGAAGAUAAUUCAUCAUUUACUGUUGAUCUCAGAAUACAAAAAGAAAAGAUUAAUACAAACUUCUAAACUGUUAUUAUUGAUAAGAUAGUAGUUAUAGGAAUUAAAGUUGAUGGUAAAUCUUAAUCAAAGACUAUUUUCUUGGAAGAAAAUCCUUUAAUAGUUGAUGGAGGUGAAAUAUAAUUAGACUUAUAGUUCUAAAUAUGA